Molecule: messenger RNA, 1458 nt
Organism: Symbiodinium natans
Lineage: Eukaryota; Dinophyceae; Suessiales; Symbiodiniaceae
Source: the annotation of a GenBank genome assembly
AUGGCAUCCUUUAGGAUGAGGACGCCGUCGCCCUCACCUAUGGUGUCCAGGUCUGGCCAUGUGUCUAGGGUGGUCAGUCCUGCGCGUUCCGCGGGGCCGCCCCUCUACUUGCGGACCAAGCGCGAUCCGUUGGUGGUGAGCGUGAUCACCAUCCCUGGACAUCCGGCACCUCCUGUUUAUGCCGCGCGCCUUCCACCCGCGAUGCCAGUACGGCAGUGCCCGCCGUUUGCGACACCGCGCCGAGUCAGGCCUGGCCACCGUGAGAUGGGAGCAGCGUCGUCGCCGGCUCUCCAGACCCCACCCAAGGUAACCAGGCCAUCACCAUCAGCCUCCCAUGAGUUCUCAACUUCGAGGCCCUUGCCGAACUUGCUGCAGCGGCGGAAGCCGGACAUGGAGGAGCCUCCCGACUAUGGCUCCCCAAAGGCAGGGCCAGAGACCCGUGAGCUGCAGGCGAUGCAGCAAGAACACGAAGCCGGGGAGAAGGAGCAGCAGAUGCAGCUCCAGGAUGAGGCGGAGCCGGCGGUGCGGGAGCAUGCGCUUCAGGAGCAGCGGCUCCAUUUCGAGCAGCGGCUCCAGGAGAAAGCAGAUGCUCAUGAGCAAACUUGCAAGGCCCUGCAACUCGAGCACGAGCAAGCGCUGAAGGAAGAAAAGGAGCUGCGCGAGCAUGCGCUUGAGGAGCAGCGGCUCCAUUUCGAGCAGCGGCUCCAGGAGAAAGCAGAUGCUCAGGAGCAAACCUGCAAGGCCAUGCAACUCGAGCACGAGCAAGCGCUGAAGGCCGAGGAAGCACGACGAGAGCAUGCGCUUGAGGAGCAGAACCUUCAUUACCAGGGCAUCCUGCAGGAGAUGCGCCUCGAAUACGAUCAAGCAAUGGAGGCAGAAAAGGCGUUGCGAGAGCGUGUGCUCCAGGAGCAGCGUCUGAACUUCGAGAAGCUGCUGCAGGACCAGAGCCUCCAUGUCCAGCGGCUGCUGCAGGAGAUCGGGGACGCCCACGAGCAGACGCGCAAGGCGAUGCGGCUCGAAUACGAGCAAGCCCUGGAGGCCGAGAAGGCGCUGCGCGAGCGUGCGCUCCAGGAGCAGCAGCUUAACUUCGAGCAGCUGCUGAAGGAUGCGCGAAAGCAGACGAUGGAGGACGUCGUGCCGCGCCAGCCUGCAGCUUCCGAGCACCGGGAUACUCCACAGGAAGCCGCCGCAGUCUCCCCACCGCCGCAGGGGCAGCCUCUGCCUGCGCAGGAAGCCGCUGCAUUCUCCCCAGCGCCGCGGGCGCAGCCUCUGCCUGCGCAGGCGCGUGCCAGCGAAGAGGAACAGGCUGCGCACUUCAAGGAAGCCCUGGCGUGCUACCACCAGCGCUAUGGCAAGAUCCCGGAUGCCUCGCAGCUCGCCACGUUCUCCGCGAACAUGGGCUUCCGCGUGCCCUUCAAGUUGGCGAAGGAGCUUCUCUGGGCCCGCCGCCGCCGUUGA